Podarcis muralis (Common wall lizard) is the source of this 2875-nucleotide messenger RNA. Its product is annotated as zinc finger protein RFP-like. Lineage: Eukaryota; Metazoa; Chordata; Lepidosauria; Squamata; Lacertidae. The record is from RefSeq and is a predicted model, not a curated record. Gene Ontology annotation, molecular function: protein binding.
ACACCAGCCAGCCCCCUGGGUUACGAGCGCCGGGGGAAGACGCUGAAAGCUCUGCUGCUACUGCUGCCGCCGCCCACGUGCUUUCGCCCUGGACCACCCAGCGCGCCGCACCUCCCACUCUCUCACCCGAUUGGGCGAUGGGUCGCUUGGAACGUCGGGAGAGCUCGGCUGCCCUGGCCCAUCGCAGGCGGAGGGAACGUCCGAACUUUCCGAGCAUCGGAUCCCGGAUCCUUUGUGCGCUCCCACGAGACUCCAGCUGCAGCGCGCAGGACAGGAGGAAGUAGCCAUGGAAGCUGAGGGUGCUAUUGAGGGGCUCUGCGAGGAGGCGACAUGUUCCAUCUGCCUGGAGUACUUCAUAGACCCAGUUACAAUCGCUUGUGGGCACAACUUCUGCCAAGCCUGCUUUGACCAACUUUGGGAGGACCCCAAUGUAGACUCCUGCUGCCCUCAGUGUCGAGAGAGGAUCAAGCAAAGGAACUUCAGGCCAAACCGUCAGCUGGCAAAUAUGGUCGAGAUCGUCAGGAACUUCCAGGAAAGGAAAGGAUUGAAGAGAAAGUGGGAAGAGCCCCAGAGGCAGCAGGAGCCCCGGAAAUUAUUCUGGAGGGAUGAUCAGGCACCAGGGGGUGUGGUUUGGGACCGGUUGCACGCUGACCAGGGCCACACCGCGUCUUCUAUAAGCAAGAGCUCCGUAAAAUACAAGGCGCAGUUAGAAGCAGAGAAGCAGAAAAUCAGAUCCGCCUUCCAGAGAAUGCAGGUAUUUCUCCGUGCAAAACAGCGUCUCUGGCUAGGUGAGCUGGGAGAUCUGGAGAAAAAGAUUUGGAGGAGGGGUGAAGGAAACUUUGCCGAACUCUCUGGGGAGCUUUCCCGACUCAGAAACUUGAUCGUGGCGACGGAGGCGAGAAACGUGCAGCCAUCAUACCACGUCUUCCAGCCCCCGAGGGAAUCCCUCCAGGACAUCAGAAGAGCCUUAACGAGGUGUGAGAAGAAAGCAUCUGAGCACGAAUCGGACCUUUCUCACUGGUGGGACGAGACGCUCAAAAUAGCUGUGGAGAAAAGUUCUGCCCUGGAAAAGGCUACGGAGAAAUAUAAAGCGUCUCUGGAGCAAGUUCAAGACACAGCUCCUCUGAUGCAAGACCUUAACAAAGUGGAUGUCACCCUCGAUGCAAAUACCGCACACCCUUGCCUUACCGUCUCUGAGGAUUUGAAGAGUGUGUGGUGGGAGGUGGAGAAGAAGAGGAAGGGGGGAAAGAAGAAAAAGAAGAAGAGCAACAACAGAGGGGCGACGGGGAACCUCCCUGACAACCCAGAGAGAUUUAACGGGGAGCUCUGUGUGCUGGGCCAGGAGGGGUUCACGGCAGGGAAACAUUGGUGGGUGGUGGAGGUGGAAACCUGGGGGAGGGCAAUGUGGGCUGUGGGGGUCGCCCGAGACACCAUGAGGAGGAAAGGCGUUAUCUGCACCCAUACGAACGAAGGGGUGUGGGCGGUGGGGAGGUUUUCCCGCAGCCCAUCUAGGCCUUGCCAGUUCUUUGCUUUCACCUUCCCCACACCGACCCCUUUGGCCUUGGCGAAAGAACCCCAGAAGAUCCGCGUGUCCCUGGAUUACGAAAGGGGUCAGGUGCAGUUUUCUGACGCCGACACCGACGGUUUGAUUUUCACCUACCACACGGGGUCGUUCUCUGAGGAGAAGCUCCGGCCCUUUUUCCAAGUGAGGAGCUGUGGGACGGCUUUGAAGUGCUGGCCUCGGAGCCCCGCUGCCGUGAACGGAAAUGACAACGCCAGAACAGCGACGGGGAACCGGUGGUUCUUGGAUGAAGUUAGACUCCAACGCCCACCAGCUGCGGAAGCGUUCCACAUUGAUCAGGGGUGGUGGGAGUUCUGAACCUGCAACAUCAGAGAGGACCGCAGGUUUCCCCGUUCCAUUAACACGUUUAUGGUUUCAGAUAAUUUUUCUUGUCAGUUUCUUAACCUUAGUUAAGCCAAGGAGAGGGCCAUAGUCUAAACGGCAGGAUUUCCAGUUCCUCAUCGCAGAUCUUGGAAUAUUCCACCUGCAAAUGAUGUAGGCUGGUUUUAGAGUCUUCCUUGUGUACGUGUACCUUUGAAAUGAUCAUUUAUUCAGAUAAAAUAAAAAGAGGAACAGGCUCUUUGUGUUCCACAGAAUGAUUCAGUAGGUUGCUGUGUUGAGUCCCCACCUCAACCCCAUUUUUUGUGUGAUUUAUAGGCACAGGAACCCUGCCAGGAAAAAAAUGAACCCAGCAAGGCAAAAAUGUAUAAAAAAGAGAAUUCCUGUAUGCCGAGAAUCAUGUUUGGGGCAAGGACUCUUGGUGUCAGAACCCCAGCAGAGAUUUAAAGUAACAAAAUAUGCAGCAAAGUGAAAUGUGAAAAUAUAGGUUGUUAGACCUUGAAAAUACACCAUUCCAAAAUUUCCCUCUUCCUCCAGCCUAAGAAAAGGCCAGACGUUUGGCAAGUUAAAGAUUAGUUUACUUACAAACUCUUCAAAGGCCCAGUUCAUGUGCUUUUCCAACACCAGACAGGAAAGUUGCACAGGCAGUAAAACAAGUUAUAAAGUGGUGAGACUUCCUAGGUUAUUGGUACAGGAGUGGCUGGUGAGAGCCAUGUUGUGGAGCAGCCAGCUCAACCCUCUUCACAGCCUCAGUGGAGGUAGGCUGGAACACAACAGAAAGCUUGAUUACCUAUUUCCUCCUAAUAUGAGGGGACGUGACUGUGGUGAUCACACAGGGUCCCCAGACGUUUGACUGUCUAUUGAUCCCUGUGCCCCCUUUCCCGCUGCCACCAAACUGCUACUUUCGGGUACACACUGAGUCCAGACAGUUGUUAACAUUAGACCAAAUAAACAAGUUUAUUUUAUAAGCAUUAA